AUGCACGUCGUUGGCCCAGAGCGUGCCUGCGACUGUUUUGGUCUCGGAUUCGAGGUGGACACUUCUUGGAGCUGUGUAUGUGUAUGGGGUGUGUUUACGGGUUGGUGGUUGGUAGAAGCGAUUGAGUGCUCAGAGUCGGAAUGCUUCUGUCUGGGUAUCUGGGGUAGGUAG
This is a messenger RNA of Plenodomus lingam JN3, 171 nucleotides long. The record is from RefSeq and is a predicted model, not a curated record. Lineage: Eukaryota; Fungi; Ascomycota; Dothideomycetes; Pleosporales; Leptosphaeriaceae.